Messenger RNA from Ziziphus jujuba (common jujube), 3621 nucleotides. Its product is annotated as E3 ubiquitin-protein ligase UPL5. The record is from RefSeq and is a predicted model, not a curated record. Lineage: Eukaryota; Viridiplantae; Streptophyta; Magnoliopsida; Rosales; Rhamnaceae. Gene Ontology annotation, biological process: positive regulation of protein catabolic process; protein polyubiquitination; proteasome-mediated ubiquitin-dependent protein catabolic process. The coding region runs from base 325 to 2841 and encodes 838 amino acids. Gene Ontology annotation, molecular function: ubiquitin-protein transferase activity; protein binding. The transcript has 3 exons.
AUGCAAUAGCGUAAGAAAGAGUAUUUUCUCAAGACGGCUGUGAGAAAUGACCAGAAGGAGGAAUUCCGAUCGUGUUUUCUUCUGAAAUAUCCGAGACAUUAUUUGUGUAUUGGUCUCGCCCAUAAAUACACAACCCAGCAAAUUUUAUAGUUUCGGGUAUAUUUUGUUGUGAUAGUUUUAUUAAUUUUUGGGUAAUUUUUUUUAUUUUUAUUUUUUUUGCGUUUUGGGUUUGGAGGAAGCGCCGGUACGAAGUACGGUUUUCCAUGAGCUCGCGCCAACCGUACGCUUAAUUUUCGCAAGCCGACGGCGGGGGCUCUACCAUAAAUGUCUAUCGUAGAAAGCCCAACCACCGUCGAUUGCGUUCGCCAGCGCAGCGGCACAACCACCAUAGCCGCCGUCGAUCACCACCACCGGCACUCGUCUAAGCGCAAGCUGGACGAUUAUGGUGGGCCCACCUUUGACGACUUCAACGAGGAAGAGGACGACGACGCCGUUUUCUCUGACUUAGUCUCAGUCAGGAUGAGGAAAGACGGACCUAACGCCGUCAAUUCCACGUUGGACAGUGGGUUGGACGGAGGCCCGCCGUUCCCUUCCUCCGCUGCCGCCGCCGCCCCCUCCGCUUCCUCGGAGCCCGCUAGGGUUUCCGAUGCCCGAUCGGUAUCCUACGGAACGGGAACGAGCCAGUCCGAGUCGACUCGGUCCCCUUCCAUGUUGCAGUUCUUCAUCAGAAUGAUCUCCGAGGGCAAUAAUCUUGUAAUCCACGCGUGCCCUCACGACACCGUGAAAUCGCUCCACGAGCGAAUACAGGCAAUCACGGGGAUACCUCUGUUCGAGCAGAGGCUCAUAUACAGAGGAAAGCAGCUCCAGUGGGAACAGUCACUCGCCGAGUGUUCCAUCCAAAACGACGCUGGUUUGCAGCUGGUGGGUCGCAUGCGAAGUACGGAACACCCUCAAGCUUGGCAGCUCAUAGACGACAUUGUUUCCGUGGUCUGCAGGCUCUGUAAAGGCGAAUCCAUCCCUUCGGCGCAGAAAGAUAUCAAGAGCCGCAUAUCCAAGUACUUUGAAAUGAUUCCAAAAGAAGAGAAUGAAUCGGCAACCAGUCAUCUCCAGAUAUUCAUGUCUUCUUCGGCUCCCGCGGCUUUGGUGAUGCUCUACGUUUCGCCCAUUGAGGUUAACAAGAAAUGCGGCGAGUCCUCUAUCAAGCAUUUCUUGAGUUUGAGCCGCCCUUCUUUAUCGAAACAUUUGCAGAACCAGUGUGCACCUAUGGUCUUGGAGUUUUGUAAGUUGCUUAGGAGAGUUGGGUACGAGGACCCUUUGUAUAUCGCCUGCAGGAAUGCUUUGGGUUCUUUGUUGGAAAGUAUUGGCAUUUCGACUCCUGGGUUGACAUACUCUGAAAAUGUCAAUGAAUUGUUUGUGGUGCAAGAAAUUUUCCCAUUUGUUAGUGAGUUGGCAAACAGGUUGUCUAGAGAUUUGGUUUCUAGUAUGGAAUCACCCACCAGCGUUGGGUCAUUGGAGGUUGAUGUUCGUGAUUUCGCAACUUUCAUGCUUCAUUUGCGGACUGCCAUUACUGAGCAAGUGGGUUUUAAGGGUCCAAUUUCGGUGUCAAUGAGUGGGAGAGGAUAUAGGCAUCCCUUGUAUGGGGAAGAGAUUGAGUAUCUUCACCAUGUUUUUCGUGAUUUACUGAGCAAAAUGGAUCAGUGCCUUAGCUACAUGGAAAAGUGUUUGGCAGAAGGUGAUAUAACUCAUUCACGAUCGUCUGAGUACCUUGCCAUUUUGAAAGAAUUGAAUAGCAUCUCUAAACUUUAUCAGGGUGCUGAAGGAGAUUUUUGGGCUGUUUUGAGGCUUAGAAAGUUUUCACUCUGUCGGUUGAUUAUCAAACAUGCUAAGCGAACUGAUGAUCAUCGCUGGAUUCUUGAGCAAAAGGAUGUUCUUGAUUUUGAAUCCCGGAGGCAUUUGGCAAUGAUGAUGUUUCCUGAGGUGAGAGAAGACUAUGAGGAGCUGCAUGAGAUGCUAAUUGACAGGGCUCACUUGUUGGAAGAAUCGUUUGAGUAUAUUUGGCGUGCGGAUCCGGAGUCACUUCAUGGAGGUCUGUUUAUGGAGUUCAAAAAUGAGGAAGCUACGGGCCCAGGUGUUCUGAGGGAGUGGUUUUUUUUGGUAUGCCAAGCCAUAUUCAAUCCACAAAAUGCACUCUUUGUGGCAUGCCCUAAUGACCGCAGAAGGUUCUAUCCCAAUCCUGCUUCUCAGGUGGAUCCAAUGCACCUCAAGUAUUUUACCUUUGCUGGUCGGGUGAUUGCAUUGGCCUUGAUGCACAAAGUGCAAGUAGGCAUAGUCUUUGAUCGAGUGUUUUUUAAGCAAUUGGCUGGAAAUUUUUUAAUCUCUUUGGAGGAUGUACGUGAUGCUGAUCCAUGCUUGUAUAGUAGCUGCAAGCAGAUACUAGAGAUGGAUGCCGAGUUCAUUGAUUCGGAUGCUCUUGGAUUAACAUUUGUUAGAGAAGUUGAAGAGUUAGGAUCCAGAAGAGUUGUAGAGCUUUGCCCUGCUGGGAAAAGCAUUCCUGUGGACAGCAAGAACAGGAAAGAUUAUGUCAAUCUUCUUAUUGAGCAUCAGUUUGUCACAUCCAUUGCUGAACAGGUAUCACAUUUCAUGCAAGGCUUUGCUGACUUGCUUUGCAAUUCACGCCUCCAAAAGUUCUUUUUCCAAAGCUUAGAGCUUGAAGAUCUUGACUGGAUGCUAUAUGGAAGUGAAACUGCUAUUAGUGUUGAAGAUUGGAAAGCUCACACUGAGUACAAUGGCUACAAGGAGACUGACUCGCAAAUAGUCUGGUUCUGGAAGUGGAUGUUUUGAUGUGGAGCCUGUUUUGUUUGAAUUGAGGAAUUUAAAGAAUUUUUGGAUGUCAGCAGAACAUAUAGGUUCAUAUCAGUUGCUUAUGACUGACCAUAAUUCUCCAAUUGAUUGUAUUUUGAGGGAAAGGUAUUUUAUGGUGUCUCGUGUCUGCCAUUUAUGGUGUCUGGUGCCUGUUAUUUGCUAAUUAGAUAGUUUCACAUGUGAUGGAAGAAACCAUGAAAAAACCAUGUGGAGAUGCUUUGCAAUUAAAGGGAACUUUUGGUGGAUGGGAGGAACCUUUUCUAGAAUAAAUUUGGAUAUUUCAAACUGUAUACAUGAGGUUGAAUAGAGAAUUACAGCAAUGGAUACAAGAAGAUUUGUGUAAUGGUAUAUAUGUAGCCCAUGCCAAAUUCUAUGUUAUUAUUGGUAGGAUUUCCUUGAGCUUCAAUCAAAAGUAGUUUUAUUUUGCAUAUGAUUUAUUGAAUGGCUUCUGUAUCAACAAUUGUUUUAUAUUGCAUCUGAACUAUUGAGUGCCAAGUAUUUCUAUCUGUUCUCUGAUUCUUGGAAAGAUACAAGAUUUAUAAGGAAUGACAUCCUAACAAAAUGAAAGGAUGGGUUUGGGCUAAUGGUGUGUGGGGGGGUGAAGAAUCUAUAGCAACCAUUUUCAUAUAUUGUUGUGUAAACCUGAUGCAUUAGUUUAACUGGCACUAAUUGAAAGCUUUAUUUUUUAUUAAUAACAAAAAUUUUGUCUAUGUAAUGCCUAACUUUUUAGCAAUUUGGUGUUGAAACUAAAUUAUGUCC